CUUGACGUAUACAUGUAGCGCCAGCCCCAGAGUAGUUGUUGACAUAUAUAGCAAAAGUGUAGGAUAGUGGAGUGAAACGACUGUGGGUAUCUACUUAUGUUUUUGACAGCGACUGGCGGCGCUAUUAGAACAACAAUAUCGUCGUCAGAUACGUCGCCAUUCGCCCCUACUGGCUUAUUUAGCCACACAGAAGGACUACAAUGCUGUGUUGGGGCAAUGCUUCCUAUGGACAGCUGGGUCUGGGUGGCAUUGAUGAAGAGAUAGUUGUUGAACCAAGGAAAUGUGACUUUUUCCAUGGGAAGGAAGUGCGUGAUGUGGGCUGUGGACGCAAGCACACCGUUUUCCUGUUGGAUGAUGGCACUGUCUACACUUGUGGCUGCAAUGAUCUGGGUCAGCUGGGCCAUGAGAAGUCCAGGAAGAAACCAGAACAGGUUGUGGCUCUUGAUGCUCAGAUCAUAACAGCAGUGUCUUGUGGAGAGUCGCAUACACUUGCCUUGAAUGACAACGGGCAGGUUUUCUCAUGGGGCCUGGGCUCUGAUGGCCAGCUGGGCUUAAAUAACUUUGAGGAAUGUGUUCGUGUGCCUAGAAACAUCAAGACUUUGAGUGAUGUUCAAAUCGCUCAGGUAGCCUGUGGUUACUGGCACUCCCUUGCACUUUCAAAAGCGGGCCAGGUUUUCUCCUGGGGUCAAAAUCGAUAUGGGCAACUUGGGCUGGGAGCAAAUGGACAAAGCAUUUCCACCCCCCAAAUCAUUCAGUCUCUGCAGGGUGUUCCUUUUGCUCAGAUAUCAGCAGGUGGAGCUCACAGCUUUGCCCUCACUAUCUCAGGAGCCGUGUUUGGUUGGGGGCGGAACAAGUUUGGUCAGCUGGGUCUCAAUGACAGCAAUGACCGAUGUUUUCCAACCCUACUGAAGUCACUUAGAUCGCAGAGAGUAAUUUUCAUCUCCUGUGGAGAAGAUCACACAGCAGCUCUGACCAAGGAAGGAGGCGUCUUUACAUUCGGAGCAGGAGGAUAUGGCCAGCUGGGGCAUAACUCUACAAACCAUGAAAUCAAUCCAAGGAAAGUGUUUGAGCUUAUGGGAAAUGUAGUCACACAAAUUGCAUGUGGAAGGCAGCACACGUUGGCUUUCACACCCUCGUGCGAAAAGAUGGACUCAUUUGGUCUUGGAGGUAAUGGACAACUUGGAACACGGUCUACCUGCAACAGAAAAAGCCCUGGCCCCGUCAAAGGCCCCUGGAUACCCUCCAGUAGUCCCGAUGAUACAUGUAUGCAUCAGAGUGUUUGUGUGAAGAGGAUUUAUGCUGGAGGAGACCAAAGCUUUGCUCACUACUGUACUGCCAAUAACCUGCAAAACAUUGAUAAUGUGUCAAUACCAGACCCCCAGCCAAGAGUUUGUACCUUGAAUGAGGAAACGAUACAAAAAUGGCUAGACCACUCACCAGGAAGACUCCCACAAGAAAUCACCAAUGAGAUAGACCUGGUAUUUUCAUCAGCAAGCUGCCUCAAUGGAUCCUUCUUAUCUACAAGUCAUCCAGAUCACUACUGUACCAGCAGUAAAUGGUCAGGGACAGAUAUGAACAUGGCCCGUCUCCUGUUUCACAGACUGAUUACACAAGAUCACCCUGAGAUUGCUCAACAGAUUGCUGCUAGUAUGGAGAAGCACCUUAUUCCCAGACUGAGCAACUCCCCUCCAGACAUAGAAGCACUGAGACUCUACCUCACUCUUCCAGAAUGCCCUCUCUUCAGUGAUCCAAACAAUUAUGUGACAAUCACUAUCCCGUUUGCAAAAUCACUCCUCAGCCUGAAAGAAGCUCCUCUGAAGGUACUCGGAAAGUGGUGGUCUACUUUAGAACCCCCAGUCUUCCAGCGGCUGGUAGAGCUGUACAAAGGGGUGGUGGUGUAUCUGCUUCAGAUGCACAAGGUGGGCAUCCCAUCGACAGAGCAGAGAAUUUUCACCUGUUUCCUGGACACAUCGCUGCGAUUGAUGGAAAUCCUGCACAUGGUGAAUGAAAGAGCCGCACACAUUAUACAGUACGAUAAAUUCUACAUUCAUGAGUUGGAUGACUUGAUAGACAUCAGAAAUGACUACAUCACUUGGAUUCAGGGACAAAUGUAUCCAGGGGGUCAUGACGGUGUAGUAACUUUGUGCAGGUAUCCCUUUGUAUUCGAUGCACCAGCAAAGACAACUCUGCUACAGACUGAUGCUGUCUUACAAAUGCAGAUGGCAGUGGAUCAGGCUCAAAUGCAAAACUUGAGUUCCAUGUUCUUGCCUGCCGUGGAAUCUGUAAACCCCUGCCUCAUCCUCAUUGUCCGGAGGGAAAAUAUAGUCGGAGACACGAUGGAAGUUCUCAGGAAAUCCAAGAAUGUUGACUACAAGAAGCCACUAAAGGUUAUCUUUGUUGGAGAAGAGGCGGUCGAUGCAGGAGGUGUGAGAAAGGAAUUCUUUCUCCUGAUCAUGAAAGAGCUGUUGGACCCAAAGUAUGGCAUGUUCCGUUACCACGAGGAGUCCAGGCUCAUCUGGUUCUCACGCAAGACCUUUGAGGACACUGACUUGUUCAACCUGAUCGGAGUUAUCUGUGGCCUCGCCAUCUACAACCUCACCAUUGUGGAGCUCAACUUCCCUGUGGCGCUUUACAAGAAACUUCUGAAGAGGGAACCCACGUUAGAUGAUCUGAAGGAGCUCAUGCCUGAUGUUGGGAGGAGUCUCCAACUGUUACUGGACUACCCAGAGGACGACCUUGAGGAAACCUUCUGCUUGAACUUCACAAUCACAGAGGAAAACUAUGGUGCCACAGAGGUCUUGGAACUUGUACCUAAUGGUGAAAACAUCAAUGUUAAUAAAUCAAACAGGCAAGACUUUGUCAGUGCGUACGUAGAGUACAUAUUCAACACCUCGGUGGCACCGCUCUUUGAGUGCUUCUAUGCAGGCUUCCACAAGGUAUGUGGAGGCAAAGUUCUGGAGUUGUUCCAACCCAACGAACUGCAGGGCAUGGUGAUUGGCAACACCAACUAUGACUGGACUGAGCUUGAAAAGAGCACUGAAUAUAAGGGAGAGUACUGGGCAGACCAUCCCACCAUUAGGAUAUUCUGGGACGUCUUCCACAACCUUCCUUUGGAGAAGAAGAAACAGUUCCUCUUGUUCCUGACCGGAAGUGAUCGUAUUCCCAUUUUGGGCAUGAAAAGCCUUAAACUGGUGAUUCAGCCAACCGGUGGGGGAGAACAUUACUUGCCCGUCGCCCACACCUGUUUCAACCUUCUGGACCUGCCGAAGUACACCAGUGCCGAGUCACUCCGGGAGAAACUUCUUCAAGCAAUAGAUCACUAUCAAGGCUUCAAUCUGGCAUAAGUUCACUGGGAAAGGUCUGGACGUCCAUGUCCAGACUGUCGACAGGUCUCCACAUUCCCAAAUGUCUCGCUUUGCAGACUGUUUGAACUGAGCACUGGUUGGAAAGAGUUCACAAGACACUAGAGGUCAUUAAGACUUAGCAUCAUAAACUCUUUUGUGUUACCUUGGGUUAUUUUUAGCAUUUUAUUAAGCUCCCAUAGCGUUUGAUGCCUUAUUACAAGGGGACUUACAUUUGAUAUUGCAACAAUGUGCUUUCAGUCAUGUUUGGAUAUGGCAACUACAAGGAAGCAAACUGCUGGUAUGUAUAAGACUUUCACACUAACAACACUGAUUGUCUUCAGCAAAAAAAAAAAAAAAAAAAAACAAGCAUCAGUGUUGGCAGAGUGAAUCACACUGCUAAAUGCAGGAGCUAACACAGUGCGCAUGAUGUGUGAUAGAGACAGUAUUAACCUUUUUACUUCACGUGUGUUUGAUAGAGUUGCGCUUUGGAGUGCAUUAUCUUGGCUCUGAGUCUUAAAAUGGUCAACAAAUAAAAGUGCUAGCCACUGACAUGUCAGGAGACAGUGUAACUGCA
Molecule: messenger RNA, 3918 nt
Organism: Dunckerocampus dactyliophorus (ringed pipefish)
Lineage: Eukaryota; Metazoa; Chordata; Actinopteri; Syngnathiformes; Syngnathidae
Gene: herc4
Product: HECT and RLD domain containing E3 ubiquitin protein ligase 4
Exons: 24
Coding region: 201-3344 (1047 amino acids)
Biological process (GO): protein ubiquitination; ubiquitin-dependent protein catabolic process
Cellular component (GO): cytoplasm
Molecular function (GO): ubiquitin protein ligase activity
Source: RefSeq, a predicted model, not a curated record